Molecule: messenger RNA, 1731 nt
Organism: Labeo rohita (rohu)
Lineage: Eukaryota; Metazoa; Chordata; Actinopteri; Cypriniformes; Cyprinidae
Product: lipopolysaccharide-induced tumor necrosis factor-alpha factor homolog
Exons: 8
Coding region: 1071-1724 (217 amino acids)
Molecular function (GO): zinc ion binding
Source: RefSeq, a predicted model, not a curated record
GAACAUCUUGGAUGACGUUGGGGUGAGAAAAUUACCAGGAAAUGUUUAUUCUGGAAGUGAACUAAUCCUUUAUUUAAGCUUGGAUUACAAGUGAGUGUUUAUAUUAAAAUAUAUGACAUGGGACAUAAAACUACAGCAGGUAUUUCUAAAGAUUAUAUUGUGUGGUUAACACAUGGCCACUCCAGAGGUCAGCAGGUUCUCAGGUUGAAUGUCCUUGUUUCACCUCUGAAUCAAACACAUGGAGAGAGAGAGAGAGAGAACUUGAAUUGGGCCCAAUCUCAGUCUGCUUCCGCCCUCUUGUCCUCUUCGUCACAGCGCUACCGUUUUGUGUUUGUAUGUUUUCAGGGCGUGACUUGGGAACCGGAACGUUGCCAAGUAAACUGCCGUUAGCAUGCAUGGCGCUGCGGAGUGCCAGGUGAACCUUGUCCUGGCUCUAAUACUGCAGCCAUCCAUCUCAGAACCUGAAUUUGAUCUGUAGUCAAAUGUAACGUCCCACCACUCUCAUCUCCAUCUUGGCCUCUGAAACGGUCGCCUGCUUUCCGUUCUGUUCCCACGUUAUCAUUGGCACAGCUCGAAGUUCAGGGCACAAUGUUCUGCAUGGCAGGGGAGAAGGACAGCGCAGAUGUCUUCCUACUAAGUGCGAACAUCGUGCUGCAUUUUGAAUAGGAGUUUGCGGCCCGGUUUGGGAUGAGGUAGGGGAGGGGCCGCAGGGGCUUAAUGAAUCAGAAAAGGUUUGAUAUCAGAUGACUCACACUGCCACUCCAGGAGCUUGUCAGGAGAUGUCUGCUACAGUUUGGCUGGAAAGAACGAGUGGGCAUGAGUCAGCAAGAUAUGUGAUUUACAUUCAUACCGAUAUAAGGAUGGAGACAUAAGAGAUUAUGGGGAAAUAUUCAAAGACUGCUAAAUACUCCAUCAUCAGGAGAACUGCUAAACAAGGACUGAGAGAGGAACAAAAACAGUAAACGGAUCAUUCUCCAUAAUUCUUCACUAUUGUCAACAUUUUCAGUCCCGGAGCUGGACUUUGACUCGCCGAACAAACAGCAUCCUAGUGCCUAUAGGGCAGCAAUACUAUGACCCCAGUGUUGCCACAGGACUCUGAACAGGAUGGAGACCUGUGGAACAUCCUCUUCAGACGACAACAACUCCAGAACCGUCAUCAGUUUCUACAGGAGAUUCAAAAGAAGAACAACAGAAUAGAAGAAUACCUUGCAAAUGAAGAUGGCCCUUCAGAACUGGACAGAAUAGAGGAAGAGCUGAAGUUACUGGAGCAAAAAGAGAAGGAUCUUAUUCAGAAAAAAACCCAAAGUUUGGCAACACACACAGACAAAGAUCCAAUACAAGCUCCAUUCCAAGGACUCUACAUUCUUCCUGUGUCUUCUACAGAAAUUCCUCCUAUCAUUCCUGUGCAAGAGGAAAACACAGAAACUGUAUCUCCUACCAUUGAAGAAAACACAGAGCCCCCAGAGCCCCCAGAUCCCCCAAUAAGCCUGGACGAUGUCACCGUAUCCCCUGCCAAAGUGAAAUGCCCUACUUGCCAAAAGAUCGUCACCACUGAGAUCCACUAUAAACUGGGCAGUAAUGCCUUCCUCUUUUGUUGUCUCUUAUCUGUGGUAGGGUGUCUGGCUGGAUGUUGCCUGGUCCCCUUCUGUAUGAAUCGCUUCAAAGAUGUCACCCACAGGUGUCCAUCCUGCCACAGUCAUAUCUGUUCAGUAGAUAGGAUUUGAAGCAAAG